ACAAGCAUGGCUUCAAGUUUAGCCUGCAUGGGGUCCAAAACAGCAGUUAUCAGCAGUUUUCUGGCGGCUGCCACAUUGAUGUGAACGUGAAGCUGCUGCAGACCAAAUGUCACUUCACCAAUCCCAAACCUGUGGACCAAUGCGAGCUGUGGCAACGGAACGAACGGGGCGCAGUGGCCACCUGCAGCGUUGAGUUUUGGGUCAUGUGGGGGGUGGCCAAAAUCACCAAACACAAAUGCACCACCAGACCAGACCACACCAAAGAUGAGAUGAUGACCCUUUGUCCUUCCUGCCCCAAGUUGUUGUCCCUGAACGACCAGACAGGCGUCAGCGCCGUGCAGCAGGCAGUGCUCCGGUUCAAUCAGGAGAGCAAACACCACAAUUACUUCACCCUGCUGGAAGUGGCUCAGCUGACUGAGGAGUACAUCGUCGCCAUCGGCACCAUCACCUGGCUCAAGUUUGCCCUGGUGGAGACCAUGUGUCCACAAGAGGCCACGCAUACUUUUGCGGCCUGCAUGCCUCGCUGCCCUGACAAAGCUCAUCACAUCUACUGCCAAACCUCCUAUUACAACUCGUACAAACAAGUGGGAGAGCUUGAGUGUGAAACGUACCCACCAAAGAAUUCAGAGACCCUUCCAGCUGGUCAGCCGGAGUCUGUUUGCAUGCCGCCGUUCACCAGAGUGCAGAAGCUUGCAGGUGCAAGGAGCAGCUGAAAAAUCUUGAGCUGUCCAUCCACCACAUUUGUCCCUUCCCGCUGAAGUGAUGUUUUUUUUU
Hippocampus comes (tiger tail seahorse) is the source of this 774-nucleotide messenger RNA. Its product is annotated as fetuin-B-like. Gene Ontology annotation, cellular component: blood microparticle; extracellular matrix; extracellular region. NCBI's taxonomy places the organism in Eukaryota, Metazoa, Chordata, Actinopteri, Syngnathiformes, Syngnathidae. Gene Ontology annotation, molecular function: endopeptidase inhibitor activity. The coding region runs from base 204 to 713 and encodes 169 amino acids. Gene Ontology annotation, biological process: negative regulation of endopeptidase activity. The transcript is spliced from 7 exons. The record is from RefSeq and is a predicted model, not a curated record.